Gadus morhua (Atlantic cod) is the source of this 1369-nucleotide messenger RNA. It is a transcript of the gene eif3m, whose product is annotated as eukaryotic translation initiation factor 3, subunit M. The record is from RefSeq and is a predicted model, not a curated record. Gene Ontology annotation, cellular component: eukaryotic translation initiation factor 3 complex; cytoplasm. NCBI's taxonomy places the organism in Eukaryota, Metazoa, Chordata, Actinopteri, Gadiformes, Gadidae. Gene Ontology annotation, biological process: cytoplasmic translational initiation. The transcript is spliced from 11 exons. Bases 106 to 1236 code for a protein of 376 amino acids. Gene Ontology annotation, molecular function: translation initiation factor activity.
GAGAUUCACCCGGAAGUGCAAAUACUACGCCGGCAAUCUUUCCUUUACCCUGGGUAAGCAGUGGUGAGAGCGUGGAUUUAAGCUAAGAUCGCAAAAUCAUCCAGGAUGAGCGUCCCAGCAUUUAUUGACAUCACCGAGGAAGACCAGGCCUCGGAACUCAGAGCCUACUUGAAAUCUAAAGGAGCCGAGAUCUCUGAAGAGAACUCCACUGAAGGCGGACUCCAUGUGGAUCUGGCCCAGAUCAUCGAGGCGUGUGACGUCUGCCUCAAGGAUGACGACAAAGAGGUGGAGAGUGUGAUGAACAGUAUUGUGUCGCUAUUGUUGAUCCUCGAGACAGAAAAGCAGGAGGCUCUCAUUGAGAGUCUCUGUGAGAAGCUGGUGAAAUUUCGCGAAGGAGAGAGACCCUCCCUAAGGAUGCAGCUGCUAAGUAACUUGUUCCAUGGCAUGGAUGAGACCACCCCAGUGAGGUACUCCGUCUUCUGUGGGCUCAUCAAGGUGGCGGCAACUUGUAAUGCCAUUGCCUUCAUCCCGACUGACCUGGACCAGGUUCGGAAGUGGAUCAUUGACUGGAACCUCAACACAGAGAAGAAGCACACACUCCUCAGGCUGGUGUAUGAGGCAUUGGUGGACUGUAAAAAAGGUGAGUCGGCAGCUAAGGUGAUGGUGGAGUUGCUGGGAAGUUACACAGAAGACAAUGCUUCACAAGCUCGUGUUGAUGCCCACAGAUGUAUUGUCCGUGCUCUGAAAGACCCCAACACUUUCCUGUUCGACCAUCUGCUGGCCCUGAAACCAGUCCGCUUUCUGGAGGGAGAGCUUAUCCACGAUCUUUUAACCAUCUUUGUGAGUGCAAAGCUUGCGGCAUACGUUAAGUUUUAUCAGAGCAACAAAGACUUCAUUGACUCCCUUGGCCUGUCCCACGAGCAGAACAUGGCCAAGAUGCGUCUGCUGACGUUCAUGGGCAUGGCGGUGGAAUUCAAGGAGAUCUCCUUCGACACCCUGCAGCAGGAGCUCCAGACGGACGCUGAGGAUGUCGAGGCCUUCGUUAUCGACGCUGUCCGGACCAAGAUGGUGUACUGCAAAAUUGAUCAGACCCAGCGAAAAGUUGUUGUGAGCCACAGCACUCAUCGUACCUUUGGCAAGCAGCAAUGGCAGCAGCUUCAUGACAACCUGACCUCCUGGAAGGCUAACCUAGCCACAGUAAAGACCAGCCUGCAGACUCUCUCACCAUCCGCUUGAUUCUCAUCCCUUCACUCAACUGCCCAGGUUACCAUCUCGGCCUACUAUUCCCAUUUAUUCCUGAACUCUCAGGCGAAUCUGAUCACCAUUUGUUUUAUAUUGACCCAAAAAAUAAAAAAUGAUGGAGAUCCCC